Messenger RNA from Oryzias latipes (Japanese medaka), 1665 nucleotides. RefSeq names its product ubiquinol-cytochrome c reductase, Rieske iron-sulfur polypeptide 1 (gene uqcrfs1). Gene Ontology annotation, molecular function: 2 iron, 2 sulfur cluster binding; quinol-cytochrome-c reductase activity. NCBI's taxonomy places the organism in Eukaryota, Metazoa, Chordata, Actinopteri, Beloniformes, Adrianichthyidae. Gene Ontology annotation, cellular component: membrane. The record is from RefSeq and is a predicted model, not a curated record.
GUAACUACGUCAUUACGUAAAGUUCCUGCGCGCAGUACGUGGACGAGCCCGACAAGGUCGUUUUCUGUGGCGGCGUUUUAAAGAUGAUGUCGCUGGCUGCCCGGUCAGGGGCCUUCUCCCCGUACCUGCAGGCGACAGCCUUCACGGUGGCGGGGCCGCUAAAGGCGCUGGUCCCCGGGGUGGUUCUAAAAACGGAUAAGGUGCUGCUGGACACGAAGAAGCCGUUCCUGUGCCGCGAGUCGCUGCGCGGUCAAAGCCCGCUGACUGGGCCUGCGGUGACGGUUAGCAUCAACGGCAGGGCAGGAGUCCGGUUUGCUCACACAGACAUCAAGGUGCCAGACUUCUCUGACUACCGGCGCCCGGAGGUGCUAGACCCCCACAAGCCGUCGACGGAGAGCAGCGAGUCCAGGAGAGCCUUCUCGUACCUGCUGACCGGGGCCACAGCUGUGGUGAGCGUUUACGCUGCCAAGACGGUGGUCACUCAGUUUGUUUCCUCCAUGAGUGCCUCCGCUGACGUCCUGGCCAUGUCCAAAAUUGAAAUCAAGCUGAGCGACAUCCCAGAAGGCAAGAACAUGACCUUCAAGUGGCGCGGUAAGCCUCUGUUUGUGCGGCAUCGCACCGAGAAGGAGAUUUCAGCAGAAGAGGCCGUCAGCCUGGCAGAGCUGCGAGAUCCUCAGGAAGACAAGGACCGGGUCAUCAAGCCCAAGUGGGUCAUCGUCAUCGGCGUCUGCACGCACCUGGGCUGCGUGCCCAUCUCCAACGCGGGAGACUACGGAGGCUACUACUGUCCAUGUCACGGCUCGCACUACGACGCCUCGGGUCGCAUCAGGAAAGGUCCCGCCCCCCUCAACCUGGAGGUGCCCUACUAUGAGUUCCCAGAUGACGACACGGUGGUGGUUGGAUGAACAGGCUGCGGUGGAAAAGCCGCGCUCACGUGUGGAGGCAUUUAUGUUGACAGAAGGUUUUCGGUUUUGUCGGGUCUUCAUUCAGACGCCACAGCACAUCUACUAACGCUUGUUCUUCCUCUCUGGUCCCUUUAUGCUCGCGGUUCAGACACGCAGGCCUGCGGGAGCUGAUGUCUGUCGUACAUUUCAGCCUGAUAUGAAGAACAUUUAUGGUUCCACCUCCUCUUCUGAUAUGUGGAACAAGAGCCUCCUCAUCUUCAUAGUCUGUGUUCAGCUGUGGUGAAUAAAGAUUUCUAUUUUAUUUGACCUGAUCUCAAAGCUUCAUUUUUGUGUUUAUUUUUAUGUAAGUGGAGAGCGACCUGCAGACGGCUGCCCCUCUCAGUUAUUUAAAACAUAAGAGCAUCACGAUCUGCUAACAUCCACACAACAAAGAUGAUUAUUUUCCUGGAUUUUUCUUGUGUUCCUCAGUUUUUGUUCAUCUUCAUAGCAGCAGUUGUGUUUUCUGGGGGUUUGAUCUGCAGAAGCGGGACGACACCAGUCAGGCCUGUGGGGUUGGGGGGAACGACUGCACAAGGAAAAGUAUGGAAUCAGCAUAAGCAAGGGUUUGACCUGUGACCUUUGUGACAGUUUAGACUCCUACCAUCUUGUUAAAAUAAUCAGGAAUGUCAAAAAUGUCAAGUGACAGGAAGUUCACUGUAUACAUUUCUGCCAAAUGAAUGCUUUAAAUGUUUGAAUAAAACCAAUGCCUGAAGUCUUGAAA